Ipomoea triloba (trilobed morning glory) is the source of this 1496-nucleotide messenger RNA. RefSeq names its product sporulation protein RMD1. The record is from RefSeq and is a predicted model, not a curated record. The transcript has 7 exons. NCBI's taxonomy places the organism in Eukaryota, Viridiplantae, Streptophyta, Magnoliopsida, Solanales, Convolvulaceae. The coding region runs from base 66 to 1361 and encodes 431 amino acids.
UGAAACUAAAGUACUAAACCAAAACCCCCUUGUGUGGAGGCGCCAAUUAAGCCAAUGCGGCAACGAUGAGGAUGAAGCUGACUAUGAGGACGGCGUGGGGACACGGCGCUCACCGCGCUCUCCUCGUCGCCGACGCCGGAGUGCUCCGAACUCUCUUCACUCUCUCCGCCAAACCGCACCCCCUCGCUUCCCACACUCUUCCACUCCACCAUCCUAUUUCGCCGCCGCACUCUAGGCCUAUUGCUCUCCUCUUUACCCCCGUCCUCCGCCGCGACUCUCAGUUUUCGACGGCGGCAGCCGCCGUCUACGGGGUGCUUCGCACUGGUCGGAGCCCUAAUUUUGGCUUGGCUAAGUGUAUUUCCUCAGUUUCGUCGUCGGCGCACACGGUGGAGUGGAACGAUGCUAUUUCCACCUCCGAAGCUUGGGACGGAGGAGUGAGUAAGGCCGAGGAGCUGGAUUUGGAGAAAGAGGACGGGGAUGAUGCUGCUGUUGUCUCUGCUGCUCUGCCUUCUAUUCCUGUUAGGGCUUUUUUCUUCUCCACCAGUGUGGAUUUAAGGAGCUUGGUGGAUCAGAACAAGCAGAAUUUCAUUCCACCAACAUCUCGGAUGACCAAUUAUGUUGUUUUAAGAUUUGGUUAUACUAAACCAGAUCCUAAUGUUUUGGGUUCUGGUUUAAGUGGCAGUGACUGCUGUUAUAUGGUGGUUUUUCAGUAUGGUUCAAUUGUCUUGUUUAAUGUCCGUGAUCAUGAAGUUGAUGGGUAUCUAAAAAUUGUUGAAAAACAUUCUUCUGGUCUAUUGCCUGAGAUGAGAAAGGAUGAGUAUGAGGUCAGAGAGGAGCCAACUUUAAGUACCUGGAUGCAAGGUGGACUAGACUACAUUAUGUUGCAGUAUUUGAAUAAUGAUGGCAUCCGUACCAUUGGCAGUGUUCUUGGUCAAAGUAUUGCUCUUGAUUACUAUGUGCGCCAGGUUGAUGGAAUGGUUGCAGAAUUUACAGAUAUCAAUCGAGGAAUGGAAAAAACUGGCACUUUUACAAUGGAGCGAAAAAAGCUUUUCCAGUUGGUUGGAAAGGCAAAUUCUAAUCUUGCUGAUGUGAUUCUUAAACUUGGACUUUUUGAAAGAUCGGACAUUGCAUGGAAAGAUGCUAAAUAUGCUCAGAUCUGGGAAUAUCUCAGAGAUGAAUUCGAGCUGACUCAGAGAUUUGCCAGCCUAGAUUUCAAGUUGAAAUUUGUGGAGCAUAACAUACGUUUUCUUCAAGAAAUUCUUCAGAAUAGAAAGUCAGACUUCCUGGAAUGGCUCAUAAUCAUACUGAUAGGGGCAGAAAUCCUUAUAUCUGUUUAUGACAUAGCCCACAAGUCUCUAUAGUCUUCCAAAGUAGUAGUAUUAGAAAUGUGAGUUGUAAUUGUUUACUGACUUGCUGUACAUAUAGACAUUAAAUUAAAUUAGUUUACUAAAUCUUUUACUUUUUUGGGUUUUACUACAUACCAUUUUGAUGUGAAA